Messenger RNA from Hansenula ciferrii, 2067 nucleotides. RefSeq names its product mannosyl-oligosaccharide 1,2-alpha-mannosidase (gene MNS1). NCBI's taxonomy places the organism in Eukaryota, Fungi, Ascomycota, Saccharomycetes, Phaffomycetales, Wickerhamomycetaceae. Gene Ontology annotation, biological process: N-glycan processing; carbohydrate metabolic process. Gene Ontology annotation, cellular component: membrane; endoplasmic reticulum. Bases 1 to 2067 code for a protein of 688 amino acids. The record is from RefSeq and is a predicted model, not a curated record. Gene Ontology annotation, molecular function: mannosyl-oligosaccharide 1,2-alpha-mannosidase activity; calcium ion binding. The transcript has a single exon.
AUGAGCUUCAAGUUACCAGACACAAAGCCUUCUUUUGGAAUAAAACAACAGCGAGCAAAGGAAGAUUCCGUUUGGAAGGCACUCAGAAAUAACAACACAUCUCCAUUCACAGCGUCAAUUCCAAAUUUUAGAUCAAAAGAUCCACAAUUACCCUUAUAUAAAGAUAAACCUUUGAAUAAUCAAACUUCUAGUUGGGAAAGAAGGAAAAUCAUGUUUUUCAAAGCUUUUAUCCUUGGUUUAGCAUUUUAUACAUGUUAUUAUAUUGGUGGAUUAUUACAAGGUGUUGAAUUUGGUAAUAAUAAUAAUUCUUUAGAUAAUUUAACUUGGAAAGAAAAACAAGAUCAAGUUAGACAAGUGUUCAAAGAAACUUGGAAACAUUAUGAAACAGAUGCUUGGGGUAAAGAUGAAUAUCAUCCAUUAAGUCAUAAAGGUAAAAAUAUGGGUCCUGGUCCAUUAGGUUGGAUUAUUGUUGAUUCAUUAGAUACUAUGCAUCUUAUGGGUUUAGAAGAAGAAUUUAAAACUGCUGAAGCUUGGGUUGCAAAUGAAUUAAAUUAUGAUAUGAAUUAUGAAGUUAAUGUCUUCGAAACAACAAUUAGAAUGCUUGGUGGGUUAUUAUCUGCACAUUAUUUAUCUAAAAAUGAUAUGUUUUUAGAAAAAGCUGUUGAUUUAGGUAAUAGAAUUAUUGGUGCUUUUGAUUCUCCAUCUGGAAUCCCAUAUGCUAGUGUUAAUUUACAUACUAAAAAAGGUGUUAAAAAUCAUGUUGAUAAUGGUGCUUCAUCAACUGCAGAAGUUGCAACUUUACAAUUAGAAUUUAAAUAUUUAUCUAAAUUAACUGGUGAAUCAUUAUAUUGGGAAAAAGUUGAAAAAAUUAUGGAAGUUUUAGAUAAAAAUCAACCAAAAGAUGGUCUAGUACCAAUUUAUGUUCAUCCCGACACUGGGAAAUAUCAAGGUAAAUAUAUUAGAUUAGGUUCAAGAGCUGAUUCUUAUUAUGAAUAUCUUAUCAAACAAUAUUUACAAACUGAUGAACAAGAGCCAAUUUAUAAUACUUUAUUCCAUGAAUCAAAUUAUGGAAUAAAAAAACAUUUAUUACGUCAUUCUAAACCAAGUAAUUUAGUAUUUUUUGGUGAAUUAGAAAGAGGUUUUAAUGGAGGUUUUUCAAAUAAAAUGGAUCAUUUAGUUUGUUUCAUUGGUGGUUCAUUUGCACUUGGUGCUACUGGUGGUGAAGAUAUCUUAACAGCAAGAAAAUCAGGUUCUUGGACACCAUUAAAAGAAGAAGAUUUUACUUUAGGUAAAGAAAUCACUCAUACAUGUUGGAAAACUUAUGAAGGUACUGCAACUGGAUUAUCAUCAGAAAUUGUUGUUUUCAAUGAUGAUGAAGAUUCUACUAAAGAUUUCUAUAUUAAACCAUUGGAUAGACAUAAUUUACAAAGACCUGAAACUGUGGAAAGUUUAUUCAUUUUAUAUAGAAUUACAAAAGAUCCAAUUUAUAGAGAAUGGGGUUGGAAAAUUUUCCAAAGUUUUGUUAAACAUACUAAAACAGCAGAUGGUGCAUUUACUUCAUUAAGUGAUGUUACUACAGUUCCACCAAAAUUAAGAGAUAAUAUGGAAUCAUUUUGGAUAGCUGAAACUUUAAAAUAUUUAUAUUUAUUAUUUGAUGAUGAAAAUUUAAUUCCUUUAACUGAAAAUGUUUUCAAUACUGAAGGUCAUCCAUUCCCAAGAUUUGAUCCAAAUCCUUUAUUUAAAACUGGUUGGAGUAGAGAUGGUUCACAUAAAAAUACAAAUCAACAACAACAAGGAAAACCAAAAGAUCAAAUUCAUCAAGAAGAAAUUGUUAUUGAUGAUAAAAAAGGAAAUUCAAAACAUCAUGAACAACAACCACCAAAAUUAAACAAUGCACCAGUUGCAGCUGAACCUGCUAAACCUGCUUUAGAACAAUUAAAAGAUCUUAAUCAAGAACCAAACCAACAACAAGAAUCUGAUGAUGAAAAGGCUAAAAUUAAAGCAAAAUUAGCUAAAGGUGAAAAUGUUAAUGAAAUUAUUGAAGAAUUAAUUGAUCAACAAGCUUAA